AUGGAUUAUGAAAAAGCCUCGAUGAACGCUGUCCAUGAACAAUUUCCUCAUGCAUCUCUACGAGGCUGUUGGUUUCAUUACUGUCAAGCUGUUCUUAAAAAGUGGAAACGAUUAGGACUUUUAAAAGCACCACGUAAAAUAGUAUCCAUGGCAAUGACUUUAGCAUUAGCACCAUCAGAAAUGUUUGCAGAAGGCUUAAACAUUAUGCAGACAAUUGCUGAUGAAGAAUCUGAUAAUUAUCCUAAUAUGUUGGUCUUUAUGAAGUAUAUGAGAAACACAUGGCUUCCAAUAUCGAAAAAAACAAGUGUAUAUGGAUGCCCAAUUAGAACCAACAAUAUUGUAGAAUCAUUUCAUAAUAUCAUGGCGCAAAAGAUGCAAACAGUUCAUCCAAACCUUUGGAUAUUUUUAGAUAAUAUUUCUAAAUUAAUAACAGAUCAAGAAAUCAACUACAAUCGUUUGUUGAACGGUCUACAAGUAACAAGAAAUCGUUGUCGAUUCACUAAAUAUAAAAAUACAAGGAUACAAGAAGCACAAAAUUAUUUAUCUACCGGUAUCUACUCAUUGAAAGAAUUUCUGCUGAUAUUUGAUGUGGAUAGCGGACGUCAGCAAGACGAAAUGGCAUUACUAAUAGACGAUAAUGACGAUGACGAAAUUUGUGCUGAUUUACAUACAGAAGGAGCUAUAGAUGAAGUUGCAACUAUUGACAUUGAAGACAAAAAUCAAAGCACUAGUUCUCUUUCUUGUUCAGAAACUAACAAGAAUAAAAAUAAAUUGGAAG
This is a messenger RNA of Solenopsis invicta (red fire ant), 778 nucleotides long. RefSeq lists its product as uncharacterized. The annotation marks the transcript as partial. The transcript has 5 exons. NCBI's taxonomy places the organism in Eukaryota, Metazoa, Arthropoda, Insecta, Hymenoptera, Formicidae. The record is from RefSeq and is a predicted model, not a curated record.